UUCCAAAGACAGGGUUGACACAGAAUUGACCCUAUUUAAGGGUCAACAUGACUCAUGGCCACAGGAUAUAUGGCAGGUGGGCAAUCCUCUCAUUUGUGGGGUUUAGCUGGGGAUAUCUACUGAUCUGUGUGAGCUCUGAAUCGCCUCUAUCUUUAGACUAUGAAUGGACAGUCUAAUGUUAUCUGGCCCACUGUCAUCCAAGCUGUGGUUAUUUUUAGGCAGUCGCUUGCAGGGGGGAGCAGCUGCCAAAGCAUUUAGUGCUGCCAUUCCAGCUCCGUCUCCACCACUUUGUCACCCUGUAGCUAUCGGACAAUGACGGUAUCUCUGCUGACGCAUAAACUAAGCACUUGACCGCGUGACUGUGGUCAUUUUCUGCAUCCUUUCACUACACAAACAGGGACCUCCACAUUGGAAUGGGAUUUCUUUUUUCACACUCUACGACUUCAAACAAGAUCCUGCAACCAACAAGCAACGCAACUAAACCAAGAAACUAAGGGAAACUAAAGAGUUUAAAAACGUCCUUCCUUGAUUCACUGCCAUUUUCAAAGAAACAAAGACAAAUCAAUCAAAGAGGAUUUUAAAGGAAAGCGUACCAACUGUUACAGAAUGAGUUAAAGACAAACUCCAAAGAAUAAAUACUUUUGUGACAUAGAUUUCUGGAUAAUUUAUUGGGAAAUAUUCAAGUUAAUCUCCAAGAACAGCAACACAGACAUGGAUAUUUUUGGAGGUGCUCCUCGUGUUUUGGGUUACCCACGACCCGUGGUUGCACAGUGUGGCACAGAUGCCAUCCUACGUUGCCAGAUAGGUGGUGAUCCUCGUCCAGAUGUCAUUUGGGAGCGUAAAAAUGUCCAGAUCUUCUCAGAGGGACGCUACAGACUGUCAGAGGAAGGAAAAGUGUACCUGAUAACUAUUAGUGACGUUACCCAACAGGAUGCUGGCCAGUACAUAUGCAAGGCUAAAAAUAGUGUAGGUGAAACAUAUGCAGCUGCCACACUCAAGGUGGAAGGAGAGGAAAGAGCACAGGAAGAGCAGGGGCAAACCGAGGUGAAUGGUGUCAAAGAAAAUGAAAAAUAUGAGGAACAUCUGAAUGGCUACUGUAAGGAGCAAAAUGGGAAAUAUGGCAAAGAAAAUGGACGUGAGAUAAUCCCAAAACAUAAAUUGAACGGAAAGUAUGAAAAAAGAAAAGAGACUGAUAAAAUAUGUGAUGAUAGGCCAAGAUUUCUCAUAAAACCACUCUCUUUGCGUGUGGACAAAGGAGAAGAUGCCGCUUUCUCAUGCAAAAUCUGGGGUGACCCUUUGCCUGAGGUGAUGUGGGAGAAAGAUGGAAAAAAGCUCAAUGACAUAUUUGAAAGCUCACACUUCAGUGUAAGCAGUCAAGAUGGCGGAUGGUUUCAGCUCAAGAUCUAUAGGACACGAAUGCCGGACAAAGGUGUCUACACAUGCAAGGCAGUAAGCUGCAAUGGCGAGGCGCUGGCAGGGGCAGUCUUGCUUGUUGAGCCUGUGCCAGAGCGAGAGGACAGCAAAGUUUCUUCCAGUAGCCCUUGUAACACCCAACUGUCACCAAAACACAGAGGUGGUCGACCUAGUUUAUCAAGAGUUAAAGAAGAGACAGCGAUCAACCAAUCUGCAGUCAAAAAGUUUGCUGUAGCAGAAGGAAAACACGCCAAGUUUCGCUGCUUUGUCACAGGAAAGCCUAAACCUGAGAUCAUAUGGAAGAGGAACGGGGUUCCCCUGGAACCUGGAAGACGACAUCUGAUAUUCGAGGACAGAGAGGGUUACUACACACUCAAGGUUCUGUACUGCAAGGAGCAAGAUACAGGCCUGUAUGUGUGUGUUGCAUCAAAUGCCCUGGGGAAUACCCUAAGUGCUGUUCACCUGUCUGUCAAAGGUCCAGCUGUUCGUUUUCGGCGUCCAUUAAAAGAUGUUGAAGUAAGAGAGCGUGAUGUGGCUGUGCUGGAGUGCGAAGUUCCUGAUGAGUCGGUUCCUGCUGCCUGGUACCUUGAGGACCAAAGGCUGAUGCCCAGCAGCAAAUAUGGCAUAGAGCAGAAAGGAACCAGACGCAGACUGACCAUUCAGGAUAUUGGGACAGAUGAUGACGGAGUGUAUCUUUGUGAGAUGCCUGAUGGAGGGAAGAGCAUUGCAGAACUUUCAGUUAAAGGCACAAUUGUUCGUAAACUCCCUCGGAAGCUGGAGGUCCUAGAGGGAGAGAAUGCAGCUUUCUGUGUAGAAGUGGAGGACAACGACAUGGAGGUCCACUGGUUUAAAGAUGGCCUGAAGCUGCAUGAAACCCACCAGACAAUCCUCAAAAAUUUUGGCAAAACUCACAUUCUGGUCUUUGUCAACGUGGCCCAUCAAGAUUCAGGGGUUGUGACAUUUGUUGCAGGGAGAUCCAAAACCUCAUCACGGCUAAAAGUUAAAGCUUCAAGACACUCUCCUCCUAUUUGCCCCGUAAGUGUCAAAAUGGAUGUAGAUCGACCCAAUGGUGCUCUUCUCACAUGGGUUCCAGCCCCUAACAGCCAGAUGUCAACCCGAUCCAUUUUUGUGGUGGAGAGACAAGAGGUGGGCUCUCAAGAGUGGCAGAAGUGCUUCACUUCAGAAAGUGCCACCUCAGCUGAGGUUGCAGGUGACAGUGUGCCCUGUGAAGGCAACUACCGCUUCAGAGUCUGUUGCAUUAACAAGUACGGGCGAAGCGGUCAUGUGGAGUUUCCCAAAGUUGUCCAUCUCGUUCCUGGGCCUAAGAUUUGCAGUCACCUCAAGAGUUCUGAGGUUGAAGAGGGAGAAGAUGCCCACUUCUCCAUUGAACUUUCAGCAGUAAUGGUGGGAACAUGGUUUCUCAAUAGCUCUCAACUGCAGCACAGUGAAAGAUAUAAAAUACAGCACUCCCAAACUAGGCACUCAUUGGUUAUCCAUGGCACACGCAUCACAGACGACAGAGCAGAGAUCACCUUCAUAGCCAACGGAGUACGGGACUCAGCAACACUCAAAGUUAAACCUGCUGUGGUAAAAUUCAAUCCCUUGUCUGAGUUAGAAAGCAAUAAGAAGGUGGAAAAUGGUGACGCUAUUGUGCUCUACUGUGAGGUCUCUCACUCCUUUGCAAAAGUAUCUUGGUUUAAGGAUGGCGAAGAAUUGCAGAUAACUGACAACAUCAGCAUACAAUCUGAUGGCAACAUGAGAAGGAUCGUAAUCCAGUCAGCUGAUGUAGAUCACUCUGGUGUAUACGUAUGCAAAACCAAUGAGGAUGGCAUCAGAUUUGAUGUGGAGGUUUCAGGUCCUCCUGCUUAUUUCAAACCAAUCCCUGACGAAGAGCUCCACAAAAGCAGCAUGGAGCUGGACCCAGUUGUGCUGCUCUGCCACGUCUCCAGAGAUGACGCUGAAGUCAAAUGGUACAAGGAUGGCUCUGAAAUUCAAUCCAGUGACAACAUCACUCUUCAGGUAGAGGGAACAGUAAGGAGGCUGAUCAUCAGAUCUGCAGAAGCCUCAGAUGCUGGCAGUUACACCUGCCAGGCAGGAAACAACAGCAUGGAGUUCUUAGUCAACAUCAGAGAGCCUCCAGUGAUGAUUGUGGAGCCUAAAGAUGAUGUGGUGAUGGAAGGCUACAUUUCAGAAGAAAUCCACCUGCAGUGUGAAUUGUCCCGUUCCAGUGGGAAAGUGCAGUGGUUCAAAGAUGGCCAGAAGGUGGAAAUGAGCAAUAGUAUCCAGCUGUUAUCCGAGGGUCCAUACAGGAGGCUGACUAUUCCCUGUGGCUCAGCAGAUGACAGUGGAGAGUACGUUUGUAAAACUAAUGGAGACUCUGUUUUCUUCCAGCUUAGUGUCAAAGAGCCACCAGUUCUUAUACUUUUUCCAGCUGAGUCAGAGCAAGAACUCAACUAUCUAACUUCAGAGAGGCUUGAGCUCAGUUGUGAAAUCUCCAAGUCAGAUGCACCAGUUAUGUGGUAUAAAAAUGGUCUUGAGGUAGAGGAGAGUCCCAAUUUAAUUCUUGCGGUGGAUGGAGCCCAACGAAUCUUACUUAUACCCCUGACAACGGUGGAAGACACAGGAGAGUACAUCUGUGAUACUGAAGAUGACUCCAUGGCCUUUUUGGUUACUAUUACAGAGCCACCAGUGAAGCUGACUCGUCCCAAAAACAAGCCAGACAAACUAGAGAGCUUGGCUGGAAAAGAAAUUGUAAUGGAGAUCCAAGUGUCCAGACCAAACGCUGAAGUCACAUGGAAGUUCAAUGACGAAAAGAUUGAAGAGAACAACAAUGUAACUGUCGAGGAGGAUGGUCUUAUCCGUCGACUCACUAUUCAUGCUCCUACUCCAAACGAUUCCGGAUAUUACGUCUGUGAUGCAGGCAAUGACAAAAUUGAUUUCCAGGUCAAAGUUUCAGAGCCUCCUGUGAAGAUCUUAAGAAAGUUAGAGAUCAAGACAGACCUAAAAUUCAAGUUGGGUGAUGACAUUGUAUUGGAGUGUGAACUCUCCAGAACAAAUGCUGUUGCCAAAUGGUACAAAGAUUGCUGCCGUGUUGGGGGUGAAGAAAGGUUCUGUGAAGAGGAAGAAGGUGCUUUCCGCUCGUUGGUCAUUCUUAACGCUGAACUCACGGACACUGGAGAGUACUUCCUCGACGUUGGAAAUGACAGCAUCUGUUUCCAGGUUAAAGUAGAAGAGCCUCCAGUUACCAUUGUAGGCAAUUCAAAUGAUCACGACCAACAGGAGCUGAUGACAGGUGACGACCUCAUUCUGGCUUGUGAGGUGUCUCGUGCUGAUGCCCCUGUGCAGUGGUACUGCAAUGAUAGAUUGCUCACCAAUGACUCCCGAACCUUAAUUGAGAGCUAUGGCACUCUGAGGAAAAUCAUCAUUUCAAACGCAAAGUCCACAGAUUCAGGGAAGUACGUGUGCGAUGCUGUGGAUGACAAGAUGAUAAGUCAUGUCAGAGUUCAAGAACCCCCGACAACGUUUGUGAACAAGAAGGACGACAUUGUUGUGACUGGGUAUGAGGCAGAGCGUGUGACCUUGACAAGUUAUGUGUCCAAAGACAGUGCUCAGGUGCACUGGCUAAAGGACUGGACACCUAUUGAAGGCGAGCGCUUUCAAGCGCUUGUGGAAGGCCAUAAACGCACCCUCACCAUCGAGCCUUUGAGGCGCUCUGAUGCUGGAGAGUACACUUGUGAUGUCAGCACAGACAAGAUCCACUUCAGUCUACUUGUCAAAGAAAUGAGAAUCAGGUUUGUAAAGCUGCUCCAGCACACUGUGGCCCAUGCUGAUGGCAUGGUGACUCUUCGUUGUGAGGUGUGCAAGCCAAAAGCAGAUGUCCAAUGGCUAAAGAAUGGUGUGGAGAUAGUUCCAAGCAGGAGAUUCUCUAUUAGAGCGGAUGGAGUGGAGCGAAGUCUUACAAUCCACCGGUUGAGCCAUGAAGAUGCUGGGGAUUACAGCUGUGAAUCUAGAGAUGAUCGAACCACAGCAUCACUGAGAGUGGAGAUGCCCCGAGUGGUUGAAUUCCUCACAGAGCUCCACAACACCACUGUGCUUGAAGGUGAAGAUGCCACGUUCAAGUGUGUUGUCUCUCCAGAAGAUGUACAGUUGUUCUGGCACAUGGACAAUGAGGCAAUAAAACUAGGUGAACGUUUUCAGGCAACACAUAAUGGUCUUUGCCACACCUUAGUCAUCAAAAAGUGCCAGAUGUUAGACUGCUCCAGGAUUUCGGCAGAAGCAGAGGGAAAAGUGAGCAAAGCCAGCCUCAAAGUUCAGGAAGCACAGGUCAUGUUCACCAAGAAAGCAGAGACUGUCAUGGCAGAAGAGUUUGGUGAUGCCACCUUGGAAACAGAGAUCAGUCUGGAGACAGGGGAGGUUCAGUGGAUGAGACAGGGAGUGGUCAUUCAGACAGGUCCUCGUCACACUCUGGCACAAAAUGGAUGCAAACGCAGUUUGACCAUCUUCAACCUAACUCUGUCAGAUAGAGGAACCUACCGAUGUGAGACGCUUCAUGACAGGACACAGGUCAAACUUAAUGUAGAACCCCGUAAAAUAUCAGUCCGUAAAGGCCUGAUUAACCAAGAAACCUUUGAAAGGGAGACUGCUUCUUUUGAGGUGGAGCUCUCCCAUGCAGAUGUGGAGGGAACAUGGCAGAAGGAUGGCAUUCGUGUGAAACCCAAUAACCGCUGGCGGGUCAGCACUAACGGGCUAGUCCACAGCCUCACAUUGUCCAACCUGACACUGGAAGACACAGGCACUGUUGUCUUUUCAGCUGAAGGAGUGCGCUCGAGUGCCAGGCUUACUAUCAAAGAGACACCAGUGUCGUUCCUAAAAGAACUUGAACCUGUCCGUGUGGAAGAGGACUUUCCUGCCACUCUGGAGUGUGAAUUCUCUCGACAAAAUAUUGAAGUCAGCUGGUCUAAGGAUGGCAAAGAGCUGAAGCCUGGAAAGAAUUACCGGAUUUACUCCAUGGGACGUAAGAGGUUUUGUCAGAUAAUUCAAUGCUCCCUAACCGACUCUGGGACCUACACGUGUGAUACAGGGGAAAUCAGCACCUCCUGUUCACUGGCGGUUUAUGAGCACAAAUUGGAGAUUGUGCAUGAACUGGAAGAUCUCUACAUUAAAGAGGAUCAGAAUGCUGUCUUCAUGUGUGAAGUUUCUCUGAAAAAUGUAACUGGGGAUUGGUACAAGGAUGGAUAUAGGAUUAGGCCUACCAGUACAAUCAAGAUCCGAACUGAAGGGACUAAACCUCUUCUGCUGAUAUACUGGCAAUGUAAUGUCAAAGUCGAGGAUGCUGGAGAAAUUAGAUUUGCGGCCAAAGAUAUUGAAUCUACAGCUAACCUCGAGGUUGAAGAACUUCCAGUUUCAAUCGUUAGACCUCUGCGAGACCGGACAGCACUGGAGAACCACCGUGUGAUCCUGGAGUGCACUAUGUCCACCCCUCGCUGUGAUGUGGCUUGGUAUAAAGAUGGGGAGGAGCUGGCUCCUUCAGAGCGACUACAUAUGUUGGUCGACGGUUGUUGCCAUAAACUGGUCAUUCAACAGGUAGCAGCAGAGGAUGAGGGCCUAUAUAGCAUCGAGGUUGGGGAACACAUUUGCCAAGCCAAACUGAUGGUGGAAGCACAAGCACUACAGAUGGUACGAGAUCUAAAGGAUGUGGAGGUGUCUGAGCCUGAGCCAGCAUUGUUUGAGUGUGAAGUGUCCAUGGACAUAAACAAGCCUCCAGUUUGGACUCUAAAUGGAGUGGCCCUUCAACCUGGCCCAUAUGUCCGCCUGGAGAACCAUGGGAAACUGCACAAACUAAUGCUGAAAAACACUAGUGUGGAAAUGAGUGGGACAAUCAAGUUUACCAUGGGCAAGGCAAAGAGCAGUGCUACGCUAAAUGUUGUGGACAAGUAGAAAAGGUAACAAGAAGUGACUUUAAGUUAGGAAAAGAAAGAUCCAAAGAAAAUGAUCAAGAAGUUGAAGAACUACUCACAUUUUUUAGAACUUCACAAGUUUUUUUAAAAAAAGAAAGUAUUGUGAUAGUGUUACAAAAUUAUUUCUAAAAAAUAAAUGUAUUAAUUAAAGCUGGACUGAACUCAGCAUCCUAAAUCAGAGUUCAAAUCUUUUCUUUUUUUACAUUGUAAAUUAUAUUUAUUUCCCUGAUGAAUACACCUUUCUUUACUAUAAUUACCCACAUAUUUUAAUUAAAAGAAAAGGCAUCAACAACUUCACAUCAUCCCAGGGUAACAAUGUGCAUCAUAUACGCAAAUGUAUGAAUCAUUUUUGUCUAAAAGUCAUCUUUUUUUUUUUUUAAUUUACACAACCCAGAUAAUUUGUUAUCGAAAUAUUAACCCUAGCUAGUAGACCAACCUUUGUUUGUCUUUAAAUCACAUAAUUAUGAGUUUCAACAAUUUGGGUCAUGAAUAUGUGAUUAAAAGCAGAACUAGUAUCAAUAUCAAUAAGUAUGGACAUUUUACUGCUAUUUGUAUAUAUUUUAAUCAGAAAUCGUGACAUAAAACCGUUUCAUGAUUACAGUUUAUGGAAACUAUUUUGUUUAUGAUGUAUAUACAUAAAAUAUAUCUCUAAGUGGUAAUUGAGUGCUACUAAGCAGAAUAUUUAAAAUUUGAAAUAAUCCUAAAGCCUAUGGUUUGAUGUUUUCGAGCAAAUAACGUUUUAUCUCAAAAGGUUUAUGUAGUAAUUCAGUUUCUAUUUGAUAUCUCUACCUUGUAUUGAAUGAACAAUGCAUCUGAUAAUUAUGUCAUCAUUUGUAUAUCUUAUCUAAUAAAUUCAACUUAUAACUAAUAACUAUAACAAAUAUCGCUGAAGUCCAAAAGCUACUGAAACAAUCUUUUGUCAUAAUGCACUGACAUACUACUAAAGUAAAAAGACUGCGACAUGACCGUUUUUUUAACCAGAGUAAUGUAACUUACUUGAUACAGCCAGGUGGA
Cynoglossus semilaevis (tongue sole) is the source of this 8384-nucleotide messenger RNA. RefSeq names its product obscurin-like protein 1. The record is from RefSeq and is a predicted model, not a curated record. Lineage: Eukaryota; Metazoa; Chordata; Actinopteri; Pleuronectiformes; Cynoglossidae. Gene Ontology annotation, molecular function: protein binding.